Messenger RNA from Cuscuta europaea, 3547 nucleotides. NCBI's taxonomy places the organism in Eukaryota, Viridiplantae, Streptophyta, Magnoliopsida, Solanales, Convolvulaceae. The record is from the annotation of a GenBank genome assembly.
GAGAAAAUAAUCUUAGGAGAAAAAAAAAUGAUUCUUGUAGCAUGCACAAAAUGUAGAAUAAUGUUAUAGAAAGUGCAAGCUAAUGACAUAAACAUGCACUUUACAAAAGUGCAGAUUAAUGUAACAAAAGUGUUACUUCUUUUCAUAUUCAUUCAAUUGAUAAACAAUAUAAUGUUGAUUAUUUAAAUUACUACUAGUGGAAUUUACCUUAAUUAAAUUGGUGUUGCACACAAUUUUAAACAAAGAUGCGGCUAUUCAAUGUUGAAGUGCAAAUCCAUAUAUCGUUGGGUGGAUUAAUGGUGCAAGGUGUUUUUAAUAAAUGGAAUGGAAGUACGUUAUUUGGAAACAAAAUAUGAGUCUUUCAAUUAAUUUUCUUAAUUAAUAGAAACUUUCAACUAUGGAAUUACGUGUGCAAGCCAUGAAGCCAGGUGAUAACUAACAAAUUAAAUGCUUGAUAAUUAAUGGUGCUAACUCUUGGGGAAAGUUGAGUUGAGCGGUUGCAAAAUGGUAAAACAAAUGAGAUUUUUAAGGAAAUAUAAUUAGUGGUCCGAUUGCAUGUAUUCCGUAUUAUAAAUCCAUUGACACCUUUGCUCUUUAUUAUUAAUUACGUUACUAUUAUGAUUAAAAUUGUCUUUCACGACUCCUCUUAAUUACGACAUUGCCAUCACCCAUUAUAUGUGAUCUCAAUCCUUGAUUAAGUAUAUUAGAUAGUUAGAUUUUGUUCUUUUUUUUUCUUCUGGGUUAUCAUUCUCACAUGAAACAUUCACUAUAUAUAUAUAGGGUGCAGUCCCGGUGAGAACAUUCCUUAACGUGAGAAAUGAGAACACUCCAAAACGGUACAUGCACUUUAUCCUUCACAAAACUGCACAUUUAUAGUUAAAGUAAUGCAAAAUUCUAAUGUGCACAUUUACGUUUAAAAUUCUGCACAGACGAAAUGCACAUUUUCCAAUUUUUUAUAUGCACGUUUCUGUUUUACAUGAUGCACAAUGCUCAAAUCCAACGCUCGAGAAUCAUUCUCAUUUCUCUCAUAAGAUGUAUUCUCAUUUGAUCCUUACCCUAUAUAUAUACACACAAAAAUAAAAUUCAAAUGACCCUAAACUUGGGAUAACAGAUAAAUUCCGCUAGCUUCACUAAACUUGCGCACGGUUGGAAAUCUUCUGCCGGAGAAUCGGUCCUUUUUUUCUCACCAAGUGUUUAGGUGAUAAAAGUGGUGACAAAUCCUCUCCUUAAUAGCACUACAAUCUCAUAAAAUGAAGUUCCCGCUCACCCAACUUUUCCUAACACCCGUCCGAUUCUCAUAACUUAAAUCCACGGUUUCUGAAUCCUUAUACCUUUCUCUUCCAUUUCUUUUCCUUAUCUCUUCUUCCCGCAUGCUGCUUCCUUAAAAUUCUUGGAAAUCUAGCUACAUCCACCAUCUCCCCGGAAAUAAGCAUUUAGGCGAAAUCAUGUGGAGUAAUCUGCCCGGAAAUCAUUCUAUAAAGGAAUGAGUAUUUUUUCGUUCAGAAUCGUUCUUCAUCCACUUCUUAGAUUCGUCCAUCUUUUCCGAAAUCCAGCUGAUUCAAACUGAGUUCAAGGUAAAUUCUUCUUCUAAAUCAUAUAAUCCAUCUUUGAUUUUUAACUGAUUUCCUAUUUGCUAGGUUUACAGGGAGAUGGCCUUUAGUUCAAAAGUUUAUUGCCCAACCUUCAUCCCCGUAGAUCAUCCAUAUCGGGAUUCACCUUCGGAUCAAUUUCUCCUCCAAUUCUGGGUGGAGCUCCCCGGUCAAUCUCCUGGUUCUUCGUAGCUACGAAGUGCCUUUACCAAGUAGAAGUGCUCAGGUCAGUAUUUUCUUGAAAUUGAGCCACGCUCAUGGAGUAGAUCAUGGGAUUGGGAUACUUGUAAUUUCUUACUCUUCUAACAGGUUUACAAGUUGACAUGAAUUCUGAGAGUAUAAUUUGCUGAUUCCAAGAGUGCUCAGUUAAUAUAUCAGUUUGACAUGCCCUUUCAGUUCAUGAGUCCACAUACCAUCCUCUCAUUUGGAAGAAGAUCUUAAAUGGCUCCAAAAUUGCUUAAACUGGCUGAAGUCACUGGAAUACUUGAACCCCAUGAUGCGAUAUUGGUUCGUGUUGUUCGCAAGUGGAUUGUUCAUUACAAAGACACAGAGAAGGGAGUCCGUUCUUUAGAGCUUUUGCUUGAAGAUGAGAAGGUGAGCAGAUGGGGGUCUCAACAUCAUAUAAUGCCUCAAAGGUUCUCCUUGACGUCAAUGUCCCUUAUAUCGAAGGGGUUCGAACCAAGUAAUAUUGAUAACGAUCUUCAUGGCAACCUUCAAUAAGCUUUGUCAAUCUAUUCAUGUGAAUCUUUCUUAAUCCUCACAUGGCAAUCUAAUAUUGUAACACACUUUACCUUUGUUUUCAACCUUGGUAAGUUGGUAAUGGCGUUUUAAACUUAGUAUUGUCAUCGACUCAUCAAUGGUGAACAAAUAAUGCAACCACUUCAAGUCAUACAAAUAACACAUGAUUACUAAAUUAAAACACUCUUCAUAGUUGUAAGUGCAUAUGUUGAUCCAGCCUUGCAUAUAGGGUGAUUAGUGUCAAAAUAUUGUAGAGUAGAGACCAUGAUAAGUGUGAAUAUUGAUAAUAUUGAUAAUGUCCAUGAUAAGUGUGCAGUAUGUAGCAGAUUUAAAAAAACACUUUUAGCAAUUAUUUCAAUCUAUUGACAUUUAUUGAAAUUACUAAGGAUGUUGGAUAUGGGCUCAUCACAAUCCUUGAGCUCGACAUCAUCACGAGCUGCAUUAAGUGAUGAUAAAGAAGUUGGAAUUGUCAAGAUGUUGUCUGAACUACAAACUACUAAGGAGGCUCGUGGGUUGUGGUUUUAUGGGAAGAUAAACGCUAUUCUGAAUGCUACCAGUUGGGCUUAUAUGGGAUGCUUCAAAAGGUCAUAUUUAGUGAUAGCCUCCAAGACAGUCAUAUUUAGUCACAAUUAGAUUCUUAAUUAAUCAUUACAUUUAUUUAGAUGUUUACAUAUCUAAAUAAAUAACUUAAGCUACGAGGAAAGGACAUACUUAAGCUGCGAUUCAGCAUCUUCCUUCUGACUCAGAUAACGAGCUCUUUCAAGACAUUCAUUCUCCAGAAUUUCUUAAGAGCAUCAAAUGUUCUGGUGUGCCAAGUCAUGAACUGAAGUUAUAGGUGGGUGUGUCUGUGAUGCUUAUGAGAAACAUAGAUCACACUGUUGGGUUAUGCAAUGGCACGAGACUUAUGGAAACUAAACUCGAGACUCAUAUUAUUGAGACUCAGAUGAUGUCAGGAUCAAAUGCUGGUGAAAAAUAUCUUAUUCUCAGACUUAGUUUAACUCCUACGGACUUGAAGCUCCCCUUCACGUUUCAGCACAGACAAUUUCCUCUUAUGGUUAGUUAUGCGAUGAUGAUUAAUAAGAGUCAAGGACAAUCGUUAGAAAGGGUUGGUUUAUUCUUGCGGCGUCCGGUUUUUACUCACGGACAGUUAUACGUUGCGGUAUCGAGAGUUACAAAUCCAUCCGGGUUAAAAUUUGUCAUAUGUGACGAUGAUGGUCAAC